This is a messenger RNA of Panonychus citri (citrus red mite), 2055 nucleotides long. Its product is annotated as death domain-associated protein 6-like. The record is from RefSeq and is a predicted model, not a curated record. Lineage: Eukaryota; Metazoa; Arthropoda; Arachnida; Trombidiformes; Tetranychidae. Gene Ontology annotation, molecular function: histone binding. Bases 153 to 1883 code for a protein of 576 amino acids. The transcript is spliced from 3 exons.
GCGCUGAAUCGAAGAAAUUUGGUCUCCAUUUGCUUUCCGUUUCCUUCUGAUUCUAACUAAUGUUUAUGUUUUUAUAGAGUGAAGUUUGAAUUUGUUUUUUUUUCAUCUCAAGACUAAUUAGUUUUGUUAAUCACUUGGAAUUAGUCUGAAUCAUGGUGACAUUUGAACAGUUUGUUGAAACUUGUCUCUCUGAGGUUGUUGAUGAAGAAAAUCCUGUUGAGAAAAUAAAUGGUCAGUUAACUGCUUUAAAGACUAAAUAUGAAAAAUCUCCUAUAUGGAAGAACAAGGCUUUGGAACAGAUAUUGGCUCAUUACGAUCAUUCUAUUAAAUCUGAGGCUGAUAAAAAUGGUAAACAGUUGGUUUAUUAUGAUUUUAGAGAGGAGUUUAAAAGAUUGGAUAAGUAUUUGAAUACUUUAAAGAGUAAAGAUAAAAAAGAGCGGGCCAAGCUGAUGAAAAAAAUUAAAGAUUUACAAACUCGUAUCAAAAAGGAUUUAAGGAAAAUUGAUCGAUUGGACCAAUCUGAGAUUUCAAUUGAUGAUUUGGAUAAUGAAAACUCUGAUCAUAUGAAGAAACAGAAAUAUGAACAGAGAGUUAAACGUUUCUCAAACAAGUUACUCCGUCUUCAAGGUGCUAAAGAAUCAGCUCGUUUACUUGAUCAAGUCUACAAAUAUACCGGUACAGAAUAUCCAGAAUUAAAUGAAUCAAUCUCAACCAAAUAUCGUGCGAUCAUGCAGAAAAAGUACAAAGGUAAAAUCCCUCAACGGCCGAUGAAUUCAACACCAAGUAUUGCAGAUAUCACGGAGCUCAUUGACAAAUUUUGUACUGAGAAGAAUAUUCCAAUCGCCGACAAGGCUGAAUUGGCUUUAAAAAUCACUGGCGAUAUUAUAAACGAAGUCCAAAGGCGCCGUGUAUUAGAAGUGCUCGAGAUGAUGAACGAUUACGAACAUGACUCUCACCUUCGACCUGAUUCAGUACCAGAUCUCGCUGAUGAAGAAUUGAAUAAAAGGCUGAUCAGCAAUGAAGAAAAAGGUCGAGAUAGUUUUAUUAAGAAAAGAGAAGAACUGAAAAAAAAGUUGGACUCUGUGGAAGCGGGAGAUAUUGGAGGCGAAGAAGGAACUGCCAGUGAAGAAGAGGAAGAUGAUGAUGAUGACAUGUUAGAAGAUGGACUUGAUGAAGAUGAAGAUGAAGAGAUCAGUGAAGAUGAAGUCAUGGAAACCAAUGAAGCCAAUCCUGAGGAUGAUGAAGAUGAUGAUCCAAUUCUUUUAGAUGAAGCAGCACCAACUGUAAAUGGGAACAUCAAAGCUGCAGAAACAUCGUCGUCUAAUGACAACAAGAAACGAUCUCUUGAUACUAAUGGAACAGAGACAAAUGGAGAUGAACCAUCAAAAAAGAUCAAAGUUACAGAAUCUCAAUUGGAAUCAAAUUCCGAGAAAAAAGAAGAAAUCUCUUCAAUUGAAAAGAACGGAGAAGUUGAAAUGAAAGAAGAGCCUAAAAGCGAGCCAAAGGAAGAGCCAAAAGAGGAAAAAGUCGAAAUAACCGAGAAGACCAAAGAAGAAAAAGAUGAACCAAUUGAAGACCAAAGUACCAAAAUUUCCACCGAACUUAAAGAAGAAGAAAAAAAAGAAGAAGUAAAAAAGGAAGAAUCAACAACAAUUAACGAUCAACCAGAAAAUGCACAAAGUUCAUCGGCGAAAGUGGAAACAGAUGAACCAAAAUCAGAAGCAAUUAAAAGCGAAGUUGAAACUGAUUCUAAUCAAUUAAAAACAAACAAAUCUGAAGUCGAUAACAAUAUUAAAAUUGUUGAUCUCGAAGAGGAAAAUCGAACUAUGGAUGACCAAUCCAAUGUCGAUGAUGAUGACGAUGAUGUUAUUUGUUUAGAUUAAAUUUUCUAUCUAACCCUCUUCCAAGCAAUUAACUUUACCUUGUCAUUCACUUUGAAAUCAUCUUGAUUGUCAAUAACUCUUAACAAUUAUCGAUUUUAUCUUCUUUUUUUUCUAAAUCUUGUUAAUUACUUUGUUACUUUCAACUGUAUAAUAACAUGGUAACAAAAUCUUA